This is a messenger RNA of Gigantopelta aegis, 2342 nucleotides long. Its product is annotated as acylamino-acid-releasing enzyme-like. NCBI's taxonomy places the organism in Eukaryota, Metazoa, Mollusca, Gastropoda, Neomphalida, Peltospiridae. The record is from RefSeq and is a predicted model, not a curated record. Gene Ontology annotation, molecular function: serine-type endopeptidase activity. The transcript is spliced from 23 exons. Bases 40 to 2196 code for a protein of 718 amino acids. Gene Ontology annotation, biological process: proteolysis.
CGAGGACAGAUCUAGUAGAUUGACAGGUUAAAGUUCAGUAUGGUUUUAAAGAAGGCAGCAGAUAUUGUGAAUGUGUUCAGGUAUCUUGCCAGUUUUCCACAAGUUACAUCGGCCACAUUCAGUAACGCCUGUUCCAACAUCAUCAACAGUUGCUGGUCACAGCGUGAUCUUGAACAGACCAAGAAAACCAGUUUUACAAGAACUCACUUUCUGCAAGCUGAGAAGGACGAGUUAAAGGUUGUGGCCACAUCAUCACCAGUCACCAUUGAGAAUGUGAUUUGGGACAAGGAGUCGCCUUCAGGAUCUCUCCGAGCUAUCGUGAAGAAACUGAAAAUCAAGAAAGACGAAGAAGAGAAACAAUUUAUUGAGAUUUGGUCUAAAGACAGGAAACUGAAAACGGUGGAUAUAAAAGUGCUGGAUAAACAUGGGGAAAUUUAUGAAAACGAUGGUGAAUUUGGCUCUAUGGAGUGGUCAGCAUCUGAAGGCCACCUUGUGUACAUCGCAGAGAAAAAACGACCCAAAACUGAGAGCUUCUUUGAGAUAAAGGAAGAAAAGGAAGAUGAGUAUAAAACAAAGGAUGAAGAAAAACCAGUACCAGGAGAUAAGUACAUGGUUCAUGAGGACUGGGGUGAGCAGCUGGUGGGCAAGUCGGUCCCGGCUGUCUGCAUUCUCGACGUGGACAGUGGAACAGUCAGCGUGAUGGAGAAUGUUCCUGAGGAUGUGUCGCCCGGACAGGCAGUGUGGGGUCCGGAUGAUGCUGGCAUCGUGUUUGUUGGAUUAGCACAUACACCAUUCAGACUGGGUCUAAAGUAUUGCUACAACAAGAGGAGUGUCGUUUACUACCUUGAUAUUCAGUCAGCCACAUGCACUGCGAUCAGUGAAGAGAGUGGCCGGGCAGUGCGAUCCCCGCGGUUUAGUCAUGACCUGUCCAAACUGGUGUACUUAGAAAAUCCAGCAGGGGGUGCCCAUGGGCAGUGUAGCAGACUCCAGAUGUAUGACUGGAAUACAAAGAAAACGGAAACCAUCAUUGAUUUUGUCAAUUCAGCCUCAGAAGAUGAGUUUCCUGGAAUAUUUACUUUUACUCUGCCUCCGCGUUGCUGGAUGUCCGACAAUAUACAUGUGGUUUUUGACACCUGCUGGCGAAGCAAACAGGUGGUGGUUGUUGUAAACACACAGACCAAAGAGAAGAAGCAGAUCAAAGUUGGUGCUCACAAAGGUUCAUCUGCAGUAGCUGACGUCUGUGAUAAUCGUAUCAUUGUUGUUUGUUCUGCACCAGACCAGCCAGGCUAUCUGAUGACUGGUGAGAUCUCAGCAGACGGCAGUGUAACAAAAUGGCUGCACCUUGAUGGUGAGCCGACAACACUUGAUGGCUUCACGUGGAAAAUAGUGAAACAUCAGCCCACUGCAGACAGAGUUCACAAACAAUAUCCUAAAUUAGACUAUGACAGCAUUCUGUUUCUACCUGCAUCGAGUGAUGGUCACAAAGAGUCCAAACCACCUCUCAUUGUCUUCCCUCAUGGUGGUCCCCAUUCGACCCAUGAUGCUGAGUUCUACCUGUACUCGGCUGGGUUCACUCUGUGCGGCUAUGCUGUGCUAAUGGUGAAUUACCGAGGGUCUGUGGGUUUUGGACAGGACAGUAUCUCCUCUCUACUGGGAACCAUUGGAGACCAAGAUGUCAAAGAUGUGAAAGCAGCAGCUGAGGACAUACAAAAAAUGGGUUGUGUUGAUGAAAACAAGUUAAUUAUGUUUGGCGGGUCCCAUGGAGGCUUUCUUACAACACAUUUGAUUGGUCAGUAUCCUGACACUUUCAAAGUAGCAGCAUGCAGAAAUCCUGUUGUCAAUCUGACAACUAUGUGGGGCACAAGUGACAUACUAGAUUGGUCAAUGGCAGAAAUUGGUAUAGAGUUUAGUUUCACACAGUUAGCGGAUGCUGAAGUAUUGAAGAUUCUGUGGAACAAAUCUCCAAUCAAACAUGUUGAUCAGGUGAAAACCCCGCUAAUGUUGAUGAUUGGGCUGGAUGAUCAACGCGUGCCGAAUAACCAAGCCAGGGAAUACCACCACGCUCUGAAAGCUAGAAACAAGACUGUCAGAUUUCUGGCUUACGAAGACAACUCCCAUCCAAUUAUUACUGUACCGGCCGAAUCAGAUUCUUUUGUCAACAUACUGCUGUGGUUCGGCAGCCAUAUUGGACUUUAAAGAGAGGAUCAAUCAUUGGUGAUCGGUACCAGUCGAUAGGUUGAUGUAUUCAAUACAGCAACUUUUUUUUAGUCAAUGUAUGAUGUAUGUGUAUAAGACAAAUAAUAAGCAGAUCCAUGCAAUAAAUUUAUCAUUGUUUUUCAUAA